Messenger RNA from Aphis gossypii (cotton aphid), 2291 nucleotides. Its product is annotated as legumain-like. The transcript is spliced from 12 exons. Gene Ontology annotation, molecular function: cysteine-type endopeptidase activity. NCBI's taxonomy places the organism in Eukaryota, Metazoa, Arthropoda, Insecta, Hemiptera, Aphididae. The coding region runs from base 361 to 1878 and encodes 505 amino acids. Gene Ontology annotation, biological process: vacuolar protein processing. The record is from RefSeq and is a predicted model, not a curated record.
UGCUUCACAAAACUAUAUAAAUAAUAAGUUGAUUAAACAAUUAGUUUUAUUAAUAAAUAUUUAAUGAAUAAUUUUUAAUGGUAACUUACCUACGAUAAGAUGUGUAAACAUUUUAGUAGAUAGGAGUGUAAUUUUAAAAAAUUAUGUCAUAAUAUAACGUCAAGAGGUACUUAAAAUGUUUUAUCUUAAGUUGUAUAGUAGCAUAAUAAAUGUAUGAUAAAUGGUUGUAGUGAGUAAAAUAGUAGUAGCGUAGAAGUUACAAUAGCAAUUAGUAGGUAGGUAGUAGUAUAAGGGGUAAACUAUUAAUUGUUUUCUGGUCAUUUAAAAAAAUUUUGCAUUGUUUUUACAAUUUUUACAAAAAUGUUAAGCAAUAAUUUGUUUAAAAAAAAAAGUGUAUGGAUUUACUGUUUGUUAAGUGUACUGUGUGUACUAGUAAUAUUUUCCAUAGUAAAGGUAAUUAUUGUUGGUCCAAAUGAAUUUAUCAAUGAAUGUCUGGAACUUUUUGGUGGUGACACAAAACAAAACUGGGUGUUCCUAGUUGCUGGUUCAAAAGGCUGGGAUAAUUAUAGACAUCAGGCUGAUGUUUCACAUGCAUACCAAACAUUAUUAAAUAAUGGUAUACCAGUGGAUCGUAUAAUUGUAAUGAUGACAGAUGAUGUGGCAUUUGAUCCUAAAAAUCCAUAUCGUGGUGAAUUAUUUAAUCAUCCUAAUGGCUCGGAUGUUUAUCAAGGCGUACAAGUUGACUAUAAAGGUGAGGAAGUACGCAGUGAACAUUUUUUGAACAUUUUAAAUGGAAAUAAGGCAGCUAUGAUAAACCUUGGCUCGGGUCGUGUAAUUGAAAGUAAACAUAGAGAUAAUAUUUUUGUGUAUUUUGUUGGUCAUGGAACAACUGGCAUAUUAGCAUUUCCAGAAAAUUAUUUAUAUGCUGAUGAACUGAACAAUGCAUUACAAUCAAUGUAUAGUAAUCGUAAAUUUUCUAGUAUGCUCUUAUAUAUAGAUUCAUGUAGAGCAGGUUCCUUAUUUGAUGGUAUAUUAAGUGAAUAUAACAGUAUAUUUGCUGUAACUGCAGCUGGACCGAGAGAAAGUUCAUGGUCAACAUAUUGCAAUGAGGGAGAUGGAAAACCUGAUGUUUGCUUGGGUGAUGAAUUCAGUUGUACAUGGAUUGAAGAUCAAGCAAAUCUCGGUAAAUUAUAUCCAUUACAAGUGAAUGAAUUGGUUGAAAAAAGAACUGUUCUCAAUCAUUUUAAUUACAUUAGAAAUACAGUUAAAUUAAGUAAUGUGAUGCCCUACGGAGAUUUUAGUAUUGGUCAAAAUAAAUUAUCAUCAUAUAUUGGCAAAUCACCCGAAGUAUUUUCCAAAUAUUCGCAUUAUAAUAAUAAUGCUUUAUCAUUUAAUACACGUAAUGAUACACUUAAGUCAAGUGUUAAAUUUUCAAAAAAUACAUAUAAACCAUAUCAGAUAAAGGAACAAUAUAAUGGAAAGAAUAAUACUAUGAAACAAAGAACUCUUUACAAUAGUAUUAUGAGAAAAAUGAUGUACAAAGUAUUCAAUACAAUUCUGCAAAAUGUUAUAAAACAGUUACCAGGAUUUGUAGAACAUAUUGAUGAGCUUAAAGAACUUCCUAGUAAUUUGCCAUUAAAUGUAUUUCCAUGUUAUAGACAAACUUUGGAUUACAUCACAACAAACUGCUUUUCCUUACCCAAGAAUAUAUACUCACUUAAUGAAGUGCAUGUAUUUUUCAAUCUGUGUACAAGAGUUAUAGACAGCAAAUGGAAAUCUGAAGAGUUUUAUGUUUUGUUUGAACAAGUUGUGCAUAAUGUCUGUUCAAAAAAUUCAUCAACAUUUUCAAAUUUACUUAAAAUGAUUAAUAUUUAUUAAAACAAUUUUUGUCAAUACCUACUCAAUAUUAAAUAACAAUACAUUGAGAAUUGAGAUAGGAUAAAUAUUAGAUUAUUAAUUUAAAUGUACAUACAAUUUGAAUUAUAUAUUACUGAUUAAAAUUAUGUUGUGUUUCAUAAAAAUAUUACUAUGUAAUAUAUUAUAUAUAUAUAUAUAUAUAUAUGUAAAUAUUAUUAAUAGGUUUAAGUAUAUUUAGUAGUAAUUGAACUGCAGAAUAACUUUAAUGUUAAAAAUAUUAAACAAUAACUUUUUCGUAAUUAUUGUUUUAAUGUAAUUUAGAGGUAAUUCAAAUGAAUGAAAACUUGAAUUGUUUUAUCAUUUAAUUUUAAUUAAUUCUCUGAAGACUACUAGUGAAUUAAUUAACAGGAAAUAAUACUGAAAUAUUGUAAUUA